Pyricularia grisea is the source of this 2224-nucleotide messenger RNA. RefSeq lists its product as uncharacterized. Lineage: Eukaryota; Fungi; Ascomycota; Sordariomycetes; Magnaporthales; Pyriculariaceae. The transcript is spliced from 6 exons. The record is from RefSeq and is a predicted model, not a curated record. Bases 133 to 1731 code for a protein of 532 amino acids.
CUCUUGCCAAGCACAGAAGCUCAAAAACGGCGACCCUGAUCUCAUGAAGCGGGGAGAACUGAAAUUGUUACUUUUAUGUGAUUGAUUCUAAUAGCGCCGACAACGACCUCGAAGCAACAGCAACAAUCCAAGAUGGACGAUGGCUUCGACCCUGAAGCCUUUUAUCCAUUGCAGCGAUCUAUGUUUAUUGAUAAGCUGACAUACAAGCCCAAACCAGCCUUGGUGAUUGAGGUUUACAAAUCAGUGGUAGGCCCUCCAUAUUUUCUGGCCGCAAAGAGAACAGCAGAAGAUCUGGAUCAGUGGGUCCGCACGCAAGUUACCAACGAUAGAGAUGGGUUCUCCAGGCCUGGCCUUCGCCUUAUUAUCGGGGAUGCUCAGGACGCAGAACCCAAGCCAAAGAUACGACCGGGACCACCCAGACCACCAGGCCUGGGAGGGGUUCCACCACCACCACGCAUAGUAGGGGCACCGGGACCGGUACCGUCGCCAUUUAAUUUCCCGGAGGCCUCGAUGCCAGAGAUAAUCUAUCCUCCCGUGGGAUCUAAUCCCAUACCUGAAGACGGCGACAGCCAAUGGCCUCCUGAUGAGAAGAUUAUUGAGAGGCGCCGAUCUCACCAAACGGGCCGAUGCGUGCCUUUCUCUGCGGAAACGCUAGAACGCAUCACAUCUUCUUUCAGCCUGCCAACCUCGACGCAUUGGCUUUUUCAGACAGACAAUGUACACUUUAAAAUAUAUCGCAUGAGUCGCUCUGUCAUUGGACUCACGGCGCGCUACUUCUGCAACAAGGGGCUUGAUGUAGCUCUCUCCAUGUCAUACUGCCCGAAGACGGAUAUCACUACGGCCCUAAUGGUCGGGCUCACUGUUCGACAGACCGAGUUCUUUCGCGCUCAGGUCUGCAAGCUGGCCCGAAUCGCCCAUCACCCGGCGUUGGUGCCGACGCUCAUGGCAGAGUCGGUGCGCCGAGUGAUAGUUGGCCGUUUCUUCACUAUAGACGCAGUUGCCAAAUCAAUAGAAAUUAGUUUUAGGCUGUUAUCGCCGAUGAGGCUCUGCAUACGGGCUGUCCAAAUCCUCAAGGAUCUUGCAAUCCUUGAAAUGGAGCUGGAGAUGCUGGAAACACAGCGAGCCGGGGCCGUCGACUUUGUCCACCUGACAUCGGAUGGAGGCCUACGGUCUGAGAAAGGCAAAGAAAAGCCACGCCUCGACAUUGUUGAUAUUGGGCUCGUACUCGAAGAGAGGUUAGACUUCUUGUUAAUCACGACUAAGCAACCGCGCGCCAUGAUCCGCAUGCACAAGGAGCGUGUUCAGGCAGUCUUAUCAAUAGCCGCAAGCCCGAAUGCGAGUUCCCUAUCAAGCACGGUGAUUCAAAUCCGCGACGCGGUGAACGACCACUUCAGUCGAAGCGUGACCAGUUUUUGGUGGCUCAGGUCGGGCUUCUUAAUCAUCAUCACCUUUACACCAGGAAUAUUUGCUGCGACGCUUUUCUCGACAACGUUCAUGGCAGCGGUGAAUCCCCCUCAAUGGACAUUCUGGGCUAUCGCAACGCCCUUGACCAUAGGGAUCCUGGUCGCAAUGGCCAUCUGGAGGUUCUGGGAUCCCCCCGAGUGGCUCAGGUGUUGGCCCGAUAUAGCCCGCUGGAUGAGGGAAAUCAAGUAUAAGGUGCGGCGCAGGUUUGGGUUCAACGACGAUUCAUCCAGCACCGACUCCACCUCGCUAGUCGACGACGAUGAUUGAGUAGAUCAGAAACGUCGACCUCCAACUGUAAGGGCACACAAAGCAAUAGUUCUAGAUGUGCUAGCAUAUCUCAGGGCGUACGUGCCGGGGUUAAGUUGCUUUGUGGGUACUCGGCUACAUUUGCACCUCGGCGGAUACAACCGGGUUUAGGUGCCUGGUGUUGUUCUUUGGUGCGAUAAUAGCCGCAAAACGUACUCAUCCGGGUCCGCUCGCAGCGGCAGAAUGCGGUUUGCAGCUUGGCUUGCAUUGGUUCCACCAAAUAGCGCACUAGAACAGGAGUAACUAGAGGUUUAACAAGAACCGGAAGCUAGUGAUUGAAGAUUAUGGUCGGGAUGGAUCAGACGUACGUGGCAGUGCGGGACGAAGCUAAAAUCACGAGUGUCGAUACUUGGUCCACAUAGUCCAGAGAAAGGGCAGAAUAUGGAAAGUUACAGAUGGAAAGGUACUCCGUAGAUCCAAAGAUGUAUUGACGUCAAAACUCACGGCUAUUUAG